AUGAGCCAUUCAGCUUACUAUAACUACAUGCUUAGCAAACAAUCUAGCACUGCUUCAAGCAGUAUACAACCAGCUACCAAUAACAUUAAUGAUCAUACUCAAGAAUCAUCAUCAAAUGUUAGAACCAUUCCAUAUACUUAUGAAUUACUUGAUUCACCAACAUCAUUCAUUAAUGAUUAUGAAUUUGAAUCAGUUAAUGAAACUAGACCAUUACAAAUUAGUCCAUCAGUUUCUAAUCAUUCUUCAUCAGAUUUUGAAAUUGGGAACUUUGGAUAUAAUCAAAUUCCUCAAAUUCAACCAAAUGAUUGUUUACAACCUGAAUUUCCACCAUUACCAAUACCUGAUUUAUUUGAUCAAUCUCAACAAAUCCUUCAAUUUGUGUCAGCUCAAACAAUUCAUGAUUAUGAAUUUCCACCAUUACCAAUUCCUGAUUUAUUUGAUCAACCUCAACAAAUAUUUCAAAUUGAGUCUCAAGAAAUUGAGUAUGAAUUUCCACCAUUACCAAUUCCAGACCUUGACAUAGCUCUUCAAGUUAUUCAACUUGAACAAACAUAUGAACAGUUCAUGGAAGAAAAUAAUCUUGAGUAUUUAAAUCUAGAGAGUUAUUAUGGUUCCGAUAAUAUUGAAUUUCUUAUGUAUUAG
This is a messenger RNA of Hansenula ciferrii, 642 nucleotides long. RefSeq lists its product as uncharacterized. The transcript has a single exon. Lineage: Eukaryota; Fungi; Ascomycota; Saccharomycetes; Phaffomycetales; Wickerhamomycetaceae. Bases 1 to 642 code for a protein of 213 amino acids. The record is from RefSeq and is a predicted model, not a curated record.